GCUCGUACAAUCAAAAGCCAGUUGGGUACUCACCAAUACACUUGAAAUUAAAAAAGAGACUCAUUUUUGCGGGACUUAUUCUAGUACAUAUUAUAGCCGAUAUCAAGACUUUUUAUAAUGUAUAUUCAGAGUACUCCAGCCAGAAGCCGUUACUGAGAUAUCAGUGUUUUUCAAACAAUCUCCUUAUUCAGACCAGAAUGAACUGAUCUUGAUUUCUUACCACGAAUCAGUGACCAUGAAUCUUGAAAAAUUUUUCAGAUCAGGUCAUUCUAAUCUGAAUCUUAUUAUUGAUUGUACAGGGUCAGAAUCUGAUAAGAUUGACCUGAAAUCAAGAUUCUGUCAGAAAUGAUCUCAAGAUUGUCGACUUGUGUUAACUUCUCCCUUAACUUUUAGCCAAUAGAAUUCCUUAAAGCUCCUUUAACUUUUGUAGUGUAGACAAGGCCUUAGGAUCAAAUAAUGUUAUAUUAGAUUGGUUAAAGUAAUCUAGGCAUAAAAUCUAGACAAUGAAUAAACGUAACCUUCAAUUAACAUGGAUAGUAACAAGUCACGUCUAGCUUUCACGUUUACUGUAACGCGAUAUGUCAGAUUAUCUUGACUGAAAAAACGCGCGUAAUUUUGGUUUUGAAUGAAUGAAACAAACAUUAUCUUCACUUUCUUUGUUAUUUAUCCUAUUUUACAACAUGGAAAAGAAAAAAAACUAAUAUUUUUCCACGUCGGAAGGUGACACCAAAAAUUCUGACGAAAAGUCGUGCUAGAAAUGGUUAUCACGUCGUACAUAUAACACAAUGAACAUAAACAUCUAACGUAUUUCGUAUCUAAUUAUAUUCGUGUAAUCAUAGUGUCAUACAUUUUAGAAUAGAUUAAAAUGCCAGUUGGAGACAAAUCAAAGUAUAGUGAUAAACAAAAACGUCAAGCAAAACAUAUUCUUGAUUCAGAGAUGUCAUCUGGAAAAGAUGAAAAGACGGCCAGUCGUAUAGCUUACGCAACGGUCAAUAAAAUACAUGGUGGCGGGAAUAUUUCCGGUAGCGGUCGAGAUCAAGAGGAGAACAAAGAACCAAUGCAACGAGGUGGACGAAAAGGUGGUUCACAAUCAAGAAAACGUGGUUCUUCAUCGACAUCAGCAACUCGUUCGAAAAAAUCAUCAUCUAAAAGUCAAAUAGUAACGAAAUCAGAUGAAGCUGAUAAUACAAAAGAAGAACCAUCGGUUUCAACGAAACGAGGACGUGGUAGACCGAAGAAAACUACAAAAGGUGGUAAUGUGUCGGCUAAAAAACCGUCAAAAGGAAAAAAGAGUACAAAACGUCUUAAUCGUACUGCUAGUAAAAAGAGAACGAUAAAAUGA
Messenger RNA from Didymodactylos carnosus, 1342 nucleotides. Lineage: Eukaryota; Metazoa; Rotifera; Eurotatoria; Philodinida; Philodinidae. The record is from the annotation of a GenBank genome assembly.